Messenger RNA from Neodiprion virginianus, 884 nucleotides. RefSeq lists its product as uncharacterized. The transcript is spliced from 2 exons. Bases 26 to 877 code for a protein of 283 amino acids. The record is from RefSeq and is a predicted model, not a curated record. NCBI's taxonomy places the organism in Eukaryota, Metazoa, Arthropoda, Insecta, Hymenoptera, Diprionidae.
GGUAAAUGUAGGGAAAUCAAAGAUUAUGAGAUUUAGGAAAGGAGGCGGUAGAAGGAAAAACAUAGAUUGGAGAUGGAAAGGGAAAAGGAUAGAGGAGGUGAAAGAGUUCAGCUAUUUAGGGUAUAGAGUAAAGUGCAAUGGGGGACAGGAAGCACAGGUGAAAGAGAGAGUACGGAAGGCAGGGGUAGUAAUGAGGCAGGUAUGGGGAAUAGGAAAAAGAAGGUUUGGGAGGGAUUGGGAAAAAAGGAUUUGGUUAUUUGACAGGCUAGUAUGGACGGUAAUAGAGUAUGCAUCGGAGAUAUGGGGGUGGAGGGAGUGGAGGGCGGUCGAGGCGGUACAGGAUAGAUUUUUGAGAUGGACAUUAGGAGUGGAUGGGAGAACACCGGGAUAUCUAGUAAGGGAGGAACUACAGAGGGAGAAACUAAGGAUUAGGGCAGGGAGAAGGGCAUGGAAUUUUGAAAGGAAGCUGGAGCGAGGGGAGGGUAGCGAGUUAGCUAGGAGAUGCUGGGAAGAGAUAAGGGACAAGGCAGAAGCUGGGAGGCAGGGAUCGAGGUGGGAAAGAGAAAGGGAAAGUUUCUUUGCGGAAAGGGGAGUAGAGAGUAGAGAGGUAGUCGCGAGAAGGGAGAGGGGCGAGAUGGAGUUUAGGGAAAUAGAGGAGAGAGAGAGGGAAGAACAGAGAAAAGAGAGGUGGGAGAAAAUAAGGGAAUCGAGGUACAACAGAUGGUACAGGCUAGUGAAAGGAGAAGGGAUACCAGGAUAUCUGGGAAAGGGAUGGGGAGAAAGCAGGUGGAUAAGGGUGGCAAGAUUUAGGUUAGGAAGCGAGAUGAAGGAGGCAAGGUACUGGGAAGAAGAGGAAAAGAGAAGGUGUAGGGUAUAGCGUAGAU